Molecule: messenger RNA, 772 nt
Organism: Phytophthora sojae
Lineage: Eukaryota; Oomycota; Peronosporomycetes; Peronosporales; Peronosporaceae
Exons: 1
Coding region: 17-610 (197 amino acids)
Molecular function (GO): RNA binding
Source: RefSeq, a predicted model, not a curated record
UGAGGCUGCUCUUGCCAUGGACGGCCAGGACUUCGGUGGCCGUUGGAUGAAGAUCCGCACGGCCGAGAAGAAGAACAUGUUCGACGAGAAGCCGGAGGGCUGCACCAGCAUCUUCAUCGGCAACCUCGCCUGGGACGUGGACGAGAACACCGUGCGCGAGUUCUUCGGCGAGUGCGGCGAGAUCACGAGCUGCCGCCUGGCCACCGACCGUGAGACCGGCGAGUUCCGUGGUUUCGGCCACGUUGACUUUGCCACGACCGAGGCUGUGGACGAGGCUGUCAAGCUCGCUGGCGAGUACUUGAACAACCGUGCCAUCCGUGUCAACUACGCCAAGAGCCGCGAAAACAACGGCUUCGACGGAGGCCGCGGUGGCGGCCGUGGCGGUGGCCGCGGUGGCCGUGGUGGCCGUGGCGGCUUCGACGGUGGCCGUGGCGGUGGCCGUGGCGGUGGCCGUGGCUUCGGUGGCCGUGGUGGCGGCCGCGGUGGAGGCCGUGGCUUCGGUGGUCGCGGCGGGGGCCGUGGCGGACGUGGCGGCCGUGGUGACGGACCCCCGAAGCGCCAGUCGUCGUCCAUCCAGAACUUCAAGGGCUCCAAGGUUACUUUCGACUAAUUUAAAGGCGGCUGCUUCGACGGAGGCAGUCUCCACAUAGGACAGGGAGACACGUGCGCUUAGAGUGCCAGGCAACGGUGCUUGACUCGGUGGAGGGACCAGCGCAGACGGAUCCCUCUGUCGUGUAUUGACUAGUUUUUGCAUUGCAUUGAGCUUCAAUCG